Molecule: messenger RNA, 855 nt
Organism: Setaria italica (foxtail millet)
Lineage: Eukaryota; Viridiplantae; Streptophyta; Magnoliopsida; Poales; Poaceae
Product: pollen-specific protein C13
Exons: 2
Coding region: 140-652 (170 amino acids)
Source: RefSeq, a predicted model, not a curated record
GACGAGACGCGACCAUUAUUCCCCUCGUCCUCGACUCCCCCCUCCUCACUCCACCCCUCCACACUCCCACUCCGCCACCCAUCGCCAUCUGCUCUCCUCCCUCCCCUCCACUGCCCGUCUCGUGCUGGCGGCGAGCGCGAUGGCCUCCCUCCGCGCGUCCCUCCUCCUCGCCGCGGCGCUGUGCGUGCUUGCGGCUUCGGGAGCCGCCGCGUCCCGCGACCUCCGCCCGCUCCGGUCCGCCAGCUUCGUCGUGCGCGGCCGCGUCUGGUGCGACACCUGCCGCGCCGGCUUCGAGACCCCCGUCUCCACCUACAUUGCCGGAGCAAAGGUAAGAGUUGAGUGCAGAUCGAAAACCACUGGAUUGAAGUCAUGCACCUACGAGGGGCACACUGACCGCACUGGCACUUACAACAUCCUCGUCACUGAUGAGCACGAGGAUGAGCUCUGUGAGUCCGUCCUCAUCAGCAGCCCAGACAUGAGGUGCGCCACAACUGUGCCUGGUCGGGAGAGGGCCCCUGUCUUCCUCACCAGCAACAAUGGUGUGGCCUCUAAUGUUCGUAUGGCGAAUGCUCUGGGAUUCCAGAAGGACGUUGCUCUGCCCAGAUGCGCGCAGGUCCUCAAGAUGUACGAGGAUGAGGACGACCACCUGUAAUUGUGAAGAGUUUGACACUGCUCGGCGAGCUAUAUAUUUACCUAGUGUCUGAACUGUUAUGGAACCUCUAUAUCUAGCACUAAGACCAACAUUGUUGUUGUCACUUAGUUUAGCGCUUUGAGUAUGUAUGUUUAUCUGCAGUUGAACUGCGAAUGUUAUCAGCUACAGAAUCUACGUGGCUAAUAAAAUGCGGUUGUCUGAUA